Messenger RNA from Paramecium primaurelia, 2265 nucleotides. The record is from the annotation of a GenBank genome assembly. NCBI's taxonomy places the organism in Eukaryota, Ciliophora, Oligohymenophorea, Peniculida, Parameciidae.
AUGAAAAGAAUUGGCAAUUGUAAUAAUAUAUAUUGAUUGAAGGGAUCUCAAAAAUGGAUAUAUUCGGAUAAUCUAUAACAUUAAGAAUGAAUAGAUAAAGCUCAUACAAAACUGUUUUCGGAGGAUGUUCCUCUUUAAUUCUGUUAAUGAUUUUAAUUUUGAUAUUCUCAUCAAAUAUAACAUCCUUUUUCAACAAAGAAAGUUUAAGUGCAACAGUUUUAACUGAAUUUGAAGAAAUUCCAUCAUUAUCAAUAAUAGAUGACUCAUUUUUUUUAUUUGCUGUUUAAAUAGAUUAAGAUAACUUUUUAUCUAAACCUUUUUAUGACAUUAAAAUAGAUUAGUAUCAUAUUCAAAAAUUUUUGAAUGGAUCAGUAAUUUAGAAAGAAUCAGAAAUCAAAUUAAUACCUUGUACUAUAGAUCGUUUUAAUAAAAUAUUCUCUAAAUUUGGACGAGAUAUGACAGACUAAUUCAAUCAAUUUAAAUUAUAUGAUUUUUUAUGCUUUGAGUAAGUGUUUUUUUAACUAUAUUUAUAGUUAUAACCAGUCAUUUUCAAUUUAAGGAACGUAUUCAAGUAUAUAAAAUAUAUAUUAAUUGUUUAGAUUUAGAAUUUGAAUUUUUGAAAAUACAAGUGCAAACUUGUUCCAAUAAAACAAAUUGUGCUUCAAAUGAAGAAUUAUAAUAAGAAAUCAAUAAAAAUGGAGCAUUUAAAAUUAAAUUAUUUCCAAUAAAUAAAGUAAAUUAUAUUAUGAUUUAGAUUCUGAAUCCCUAUAAACCAGAAGAUAAUUAUUUGUAAACAUUUUUAGAUGAUUCAUUCUUUUUCAGAUUUCUUCCAUCAAAUAUUUAUAAAUCUGUAGAUUUAUUUAUCAAAGAAUAUGAAGUCACUAAUGAUCAAAGUCUAUUUCCGUUUAGUUAUUUAGAAUAUUCUUAAUUUUAUACAUUAGAUCAAUCAGAAAUUAAAGAAAGAACAGAAAUAUAAAAUACUUAAGUUUAAUCAUUUGUAUAAAUCUAAAUAAGGAAGAGUCCUUAUAAAAUAAAAAUAUUUAGAAAAUAUUUGAAAAUAGAUGAAUUAUUAUCUAAUUUAGGAGGUAUUUAAUAAAUCUUUAUUUUUUUUAUUGGAACAAUCUUAACAAUUUAUAAUAGAUUUUAACGUAUAUAAAUAAUUUAAUAUUUUUAUAGUUCUUGUUGAAUUAGCUAAUAAAUUGUAUGAAUUUACUUUAGUAUCUUUUUAAAAAGAAAAAUAUUAUUAAGAUAAUUUAGAUUUAGUGAAUUAAAUGAUUUAGUAUAAAUAAGAUAAAAUGCCAUAAUAAGAUAAACCACGGAAUUCUGAUGUAGAUUUAGAGAUUUAACCUUUACAUUAAAGUACUAUAAAUUAAAAAUCAAAAAAUGAAUUACUGAAAUUUAGUGAAUAAAUGAGUCCAUCAUCAUAAUAACGGAAUACAUCAAAAAAAUUAACAGAAAAUAAUAUUAAAAAAAAUAAAUUUAUUUAUGAAUAAGAAGCUAUGGCAUUUAAGUUAAAUUGUUCAAAUGGUUUAGAAUAUUUCUAAUUACAAAUUUAAAAUUUAAUUUAAAGAUCAUAACCAAUUUUAAUGACUUUUUAAAUGUUAAUAAAUUUUUUGACUUGCUAAAAAGUAUUUAGACAUAAAAAACAUAUUUAAUUGAUGAAUAAAGCUAUGUAAAUUAUUUAUUCAUUCAAUUAAUUAGAGAUCAAAUUACUGAAUAAAUUGAUUUAUUCAAUAUAUUAACAAAAUUAAAUGAUUUAGAAAAACUUAAAGAAGUAAUUUUCACAUAGUAAUAAUUAUUGAUGUUUAAUUUUGCUCCAAAACCUUUGAUAUCCUUAGAUAAUACAAAAGAAGUAUUUAAUAGGACAAUAGUAGAAGAAAGAACUAGAAGCAAUAACACUAAAUAGUAAAGCUUAUUAUUAAUUUUAGGGAUGAAGCAUCUUAAGAAUUAGAAUCAUUAAAUAAAAUACAUUACAAUCUAUAAGCAGAUGCUAAAAUGUAUUCGAAAAUAUAUUCGGUAUUCAUUAUUAAUUAUUAAAAGGCUUAUGAUGAUGUGUUAUAAGAAGCGGAAAAUGAUCAAGACACAUCUAAUGGUAGUAAUUUAAGUAAAUAAAUAAUUCGAAAGUUGGGUGCUGAAGUAUAAACUAUCUUUAAAUUAUCGAAACUAAUAGAUUUUCAUUAAAAUUAAAACAAUUCUAGAAGGAGAGGGAUGACAGCAGAUACUAUAAGAAGAGCAUUAUAUUCUAAAACAAAUUUAUAAUAGUGA